CCAUUCCCCGGAUUGGACGGUCGGGUGCGCAUUUCAGCAAUACUUCCCACCAUGCUCUGCGUGGUUAUGUAACAGGUGCGAGUGGAACACCCAAUCUCCAUCUCUUCCACAUCGGAGACGUGACGCGACGAACAGCCAGCCGACUACCCUCGACCCACCGACGGUAAUGGCACCCACGGCUCCAAACAACUUCUCCUGGGUGGACCCGGGCCGGGUGGCCGGACUGGCUCUGCCCCGGAUGACGGCAGAGUACCAGUUUCUGCUGGACGAGGGAAUCAAGCAUCUGGUGUGCCUGUGUGAGCACAAGCCAAACAAUUACGACACGUGUCCAUCAUUGCGGCUGCACCACAUCAAGAUGGCGGACUUCACUCCGCCUUCGCCCAGUCAGAUCGACAGGUUCCUCGCCAUCGUGGAGGAGGCCAACGCCAAGGGAGAAGGCGUGGCCGUCCACUGCAUGCACGGCCAUGGCAGAACUGGGACCAUGCUGGCCUGCUACCUGGUCAAGACCAGGAAGAUGUCCGGCAUUGAGGCCAUCGACGAGAUCCGCAGACUCCGCAAGGGCUCCAUAGAAACCCACGAGCAGGAGAAGGCGGUGGUGCAAUUUUAUCAACGCGUCAAAUAGGUGAUGAUGUUGAAAACACAUUUUUAAUCAUAAGGUGUACGAGACUACAUCAAAAAGGUGAACUUUCUGUACAAGGCAGGGGGGUCCAAAGGUCUUCCUGAAAAAUGAAAGGAUGCAAAUUUGCAGCAUUUUUGUCCCUCGCAGUUUUGCAGUCUGACCUAUGAUCUUCUAUUAUUCAAAACAUAUAGAAACACAAGUGUUAUUUAAUAUUCUCGUCACUAGGUGGCAGUAAUGACACAACAUUGAGACAUGACCAAGCUGCACAGCGGUCGAGUGGUUAGCGCUCAGACCUCACAGCUAGGAGACUGCAGUUCAAUCCCACCCUCGGCCAUCUCUGUGUGGAGUUUGCAUGUUCUCCCCGUGCAUGCGUGGGUUUUCUCCGGGUACUCCGGUUUCCUCCCACAUUCCAAAAACAUGCUAGGUUAAUUAGCCACUCCAAAUUGUCCAUAGGUAUGAAUGUGAGUGUGAAUGGUUGUUUGUCUAUAUGUGCCCUGGGAUUGGCUGGCCACCAGUCCAGGGUGUACCUCGCCUCUUGCCCCAAGACAGCUGGGAUAGGCUCCAGCACCCCCGCGACCCUCAUGAGGAUAAGCGGUAGAAAAUGAAUGAAUGAGACAUUACCUUACAUUACAUUACCUUAACACUUCAUGGAGUCAUGGCAUGGCCGACGAGUGGGUGGGUAAAAAAAGGUUCCCCUCGCAUUCCGUGUGGAAGUGGUAAGCUAGCUUCCUCGGCUAAGUUUCUGGUCCGGUUAACUUUCUGGUAACCUGGCUAACUUUCUGGUACUUUCCAGUUUUCCAACUUUUUUCUUCAUAAUUUUUGUCUUUAUUCUUGGCAAAAUGGCCAUUUUUUUCUAUUUUGCUUUGGACACCCCUGCUACUAAUGAUACUAACAUCAAGUGUUUGCUGCUACUCAGCAUAAUGCCAUCAUUUUAGACUGUGAAAUUGUACAUUUGAUUCAACACAAGUUGUCCAAGCGUCCAGCUCGGUUCAUGCACUAGAUGGCGGAGAAAACAGACGCUGGCGCUCCUUGAACGUCAGCUUCUCUGGAGCCGACACCCUCCGUGUUUUCUCGUCCUGGCACCUGUGGAUCCACACACAAUGCUUGACUUUCCACUCCUAGUGGAUACUAUUUAUUCAUGUCAGGGUUCUUCUUCUCAGGGAAGUUAACACUCACUUUCUAAACUCCGGGGGACCUUGAAGGCAUCCACUUGGUGUGUGAUCUGCCAAGGAAUGAGAAUACGACAAUAAAAAAUCUGUAUGAGUGACUCCUUGCCACACAGAUUCGUCAUCAAUCACCUUUUUUCUCACGCUUUGGGGCGGGAACGCUUUUUGUCUGCGCUUUAAAAUUGCUCUCCGCAUUUCCCAGCAUGGUUCUGUCGUUCUAGAGGAAGAAAUAACGUAUUAUACAUCCACGCUGACGAAGGCAAAUCCCUUCUUGUACUUCAUGUUAUCUCCCAAGCGGCAGUGCGCCAAAGAAAAGGAAAGCCAUCAUUAGCAGCAAUAAAAUAAUGCAUAAGGCUAAAAAUAACCAAUUACGUAAAAAUGUCAUCCAAUAUUCUCUACAAGAGAGGAGAAAUAUGAUCUCAGGGAAGAAGUACAUUUGAAACACUUCUAUGCUAGGACUACGUUAUGCUAGCCAUAGCAUUUCAGUAUGUGGAAUCAAACUAUGGAAUGGAUUGAGUAAGGAAAUCAAACAAUGCACAACGAUGAGCCAAUUCAAGAAACAAUACAAGCAGUUGAUGUUUGCUAAAUCCAAGGAUGAAGAGUCUUGAACCAGUCAUGAUGUGCUAUAUAUAUCACUAUAUUGACACGCACUAUGGUACACAUUAUGGCAUUGGAUGCUCAUAUCACACAGUACUUUGGUAUGGGAUAAAAAAUAAAUUAAAAAUAAAAUAAUUUUAAAAAGUAACAUUUAUGUUUAUGGUCAUAUCACGGACUUCGGUACAUGACAAAAAAAUAAAAAAAUACAUUAAAAAUAAAAUAAAAAUAUAAUAAAAUAAAAACAAAUUAUAAAAUAAGGUUUAUGGUCAUACCACCUCGUACUUUGGUACGUGACAAAAAAAUAAAUUAAAAAUAAAAUUAAAAUUAAAAUAAAAUAAUAAAUUUUUUUUUUUAAAUAAAAUAAAGUUUAUGGUCAUAUCACCUCGUACUUCGGUAUAUGACAAAAAAUAAAUUAAAAAUAAAAUAAAGAAAAUUAAAAUUAAAAAAAUAAUGUUUAUUUUUUAGUUUAUUUUUAUAAAGUUUAUUUACUCCAUCAUAUUUGGACUUUAGUCUUUUCCCCAACCUAAUUUUUGUUUUGUUUGUUUUUUUAAAAUAUAUAUUGCAACUUUAUGGCUGUAUUUAUGUGGAGAUUUCCACAGCCUAUUGCAGAAUAAGUAAGAAGGAACGCACCAAUGGACACGAGGAACGUUUCCCAGUCCUGAUGCCUACCUGAGCUCUUGUGUCCAGCUGCUGUAUCAUCACCAUCAUAUCCAUGUCUUCUUCAUCAUCUUCAUCAUCUCGUCGUUGCUGAAUCUCCCUCAGCCUCUUCUGAAACCGCCAUUCCAGGCUCAGGUUGCGAUGUCGUCGGGUCUCCUCCUCUUUAGCCUCCUGCUCCAGGGGCUCCAGCUCUUGUGACCUCGGUCUCUCCUUCAGCUUCUCCCUGGCCUGUGUAUGCUCCUGGAGGUCUGCUGGCCCGGUCGGUUGCUGUUGGGCGGGAGGUUCUUGGAAGGAAACGUGCUUGGUGGGGGUGAUGCUCACUUGGGGUUUUGCUAACAGAGGGAGAUUCUUAGCAGCAGCCGUGGGACGCGUGGAGUUCUGGAUGUGUCCGUUCACUCGGAGGGUUUGACUGGCGCUCUGCUGGAAUGUGGUGAGCGGAGGAUUGGCCCCGACACCGGGGGACCUGGUGACAGGGAUGUCUAUGCGUAUAGGCUGGAUGGAAGGCGUUGGUGUGGCUUGUUGGGAAAAUGGAGUUCUCCACACUCCGGCGCAGGUGCCCUGGUGCGCACUGGGUUUGUCAGAGAAGAUGUCUUGGGAGGAGAAGCCGGGGCGGAUCGGCAGGUGAUGGUGGUAAUCCGUGCUUAGCUUUGCACUCCGGUUCUGACUUGUGUCCAGCAGGGGGCCUCCUGUGUCCACACACAAGUUCUCCUGUGAGAGAGCUGGACGCUAGGAGGGAAGAGCAGAGAUGUUUGUUAGUUUGCUUUUCCGUUGAAUGAACAAAGCAUUGUCUCCGUUUACUGCUUUGGUUCGUGCAGGGGUGUCCAAAAGGAGGCCCAGGGGCCAUUUGCAGCUUGCAAUAGUUUUUCUUAUUAGCCAACACUGCAUUAAAAAAGAAAGCAAAAGUGGGAAGAGCAUCAGAAUAAAGUCAAAAUAUAAAGAGAAAAAAGUUGAAAUAUUUACAUUACAAUUUUUUUUAAUAUAUAAUUUUAAUUGUUUUGGAAAAAGUUAUAUUAUGGGAAUAAAGUCAAAAUAAAAUAAUAACAUGAAUAUAUAAGAAAAACGUUGAAAUGGUUAAAAAAAAUCUGCAGAAAUGGAGCAAAAAUCGUGAUAUUACAAGAAUAAAGUCAAAAUAUUAACAGGAAAUGUUUUAUUUAUUUAUUUGUUAAUGAGGAAAAAAUGCACAAUUUUACCAGAAUAAACUUGUAAUAAGGAAUAAUCAUUUUAGUAGCAUACGCCGUUUUAAAUCUGAAUUUUUAAAGUUUUUUAAAUAUUAUGAGAAACAAACAGCAAAAUAAAGUUUUUUUUUUAAAUUAGGUUGUGGAAGAAGUUACAAUAUUUCGGAGAAAAAUGUCAAAAUAUUAUGGGAAUAAAUUUAAAUUUCUAAUUACCAGAAGGAAAAUUACACGGAGAAAGUUGACUAGAAAACAAACACCCCCCCCCCCCCCACAACAAUAUUAAAAAUACAAAAGCAGCAGUAAUUUUCCAAGAAUAAAGUCAAAACAUUUAUAGAAAAAAAAUUGUAAUUUUAAGAAGAUAAUGAUUAUGAGGAAAAGUAGCAUAAAGUUGUAAUUUUUUUUAAAAGGCUUUACCUAUUUUACAUGGUAAUAUUAGGAGAAGUUUUGGAAAAUUUAGUUGCACAAAAAGUUCUAAUUUCAUGGGAAUGAAGUCAUAAUAUUACACAAAAAAUGUACAAACAUUAUUUACAAAUCUUGGGAAAAUGCAAAAAAAAACCAACAAAAAUGGGGAAAAAGUUAAAAAUCAAUAAAAAAUUAAAGUUAAUUAAAAAUAAAAUAAAAAAGAAAAGCUUUUUCACCAUGACAGUUUCAGAUGCUAACAUGCUCCUACUUAGCGUAUCUUUACAAAAGUGGCAAAGUUGCAUCCUUUCACUGUCACUAUGUGGCUCGCUGGGGACAAGGUUUGGACACCCCGCUAACAGGGUGCUAUGCUAACAGGGUGCUAUGCUAACAGGGUGCUAUGCUAACAGGGUGGCGUCACGCUUUACCAUGAAGGUCCUUUUGAUAACGGAGCUGUGUCCUCCUAAAGGCCUCAAGCACACUUGGAACAUUUGCUGGGGUCGGCUGCUCUGGUCCUGAGAUUUGGGGGCUGGGAGGGUGAAAUAUUCCCUGCGGAGCAUCUAAACACGGACAGGAAACGCCAGCGUCGUCGGGUCAGACCCUUCCUUUAGUCAAGCAUUUUAGUAAAAGUGGAUAUUAAGGGUGCCACAAGAUCUCGCCGCAUUAAAACAGGAUGACGGGAUCUCUCGCUCUUUGAGAUAAUAAACGUAUAAAUGAAAGCAAUUAGCAUUUAGAUGCCUGGUAGAACAACGGAGAACAGAGUGAGACUUCUUAUCAGUCAUACAGAACCAAAUGAGGUGGUUCGGCAUCUAGAUUCGGUCUAGAUUGUUUUCAGGGAAGAUCUGACCAAGACCCCACAACCUGACCCCAGAUCAACUUCUGGUUCUCGUGGACCCAAUCUUGUGCGAGCGUUUGUGAGACCUUGUGACACCUUUAGUGGAUUUAUGUUGAAAAUUCAUACAUGGGUGCAAAGAUUAGCAGCAGACUUAUUCCCGCGCACAUCUCCAUCAUCUCCAUCCUCCGAGGCGUAAUCUGCGGGAAGAACAACGGAAGACCAAUACCGUGCGAGCGCGAGAGCGAGAGCGCCAAAGGGAUCAAAAUGGAUGCCACUUACUGGUCAUGUUGGGAUUGGAGCGAUAAAACUGACGGUUCUUCUGCAUGAUCUGCUCCAUUUUGCUGCCCCGUCCCCGACGACUCCACGGUUGACCUGGAUCCUCGGCAUCGCGGUUGGCCGUGACGUGGCUGCCACCCUCCCCUGUGGAGAGAGACAAGGUGGUCAUUUGGGCCACCGGACCACCUAAUUCAGACUGUUAGCUUCCUGUCGGAGCGGUGUCGGGGUUUGGUUGGCAUUGCCGGCAAUGACUCGUUUCCAGUGAGGGUUGGCGUCCCCCAGGGCGGCCAUUUAUCACCCGUUCAUCCCAAAAGUGGGAAGUGGGAAGUCAAAAUAUAAAGAGAAAAAAGUUGGACAGAGAACACAAUGUUUACAUUAAUUGUUUUAAAUAUAAUUUUAAUUAGCUUUAUUAUAUACAAAAAAUGUUGGGAAAAGUUGUAUUAUUAUGGGAAUAAAGUCAAAAUAAAAUAAUAAUAUGAAUAUAUAAGAAAAAAGCUGAAAUGGUAAAAAAAAAUCAGCAGAAAUGGAACAAAAAUUGCAAUAUUACAAGAAUAAAGUCAAAAUAUUAACAGGAAACAUUUAAUUUAUUUUUUAUGAGAAAAAAUGCACAAUUUUACCAGAAUAAACUUGUAAUAAGGAAUAAUCAUUUUAGUAGCACACCGUUUUAAAUCAGAAAUUUUGAAGUUGUAAUAUUAUGAGAAACAAACAGCAAAAUAAAGUUUGUGGAAAAAGUUACAAUAUUUAGGAGAAAAAUGUCAAAAUAUUAUGGGAAUAAAUUCAUAAUUAGCAGAAGGAGAAAGUUGGCAACAAGAAAACAACCCCCCCCCCAACAAUAUUAAAAAUAGAAAAGCAGCAGUAAUUGUCCAACAAUAAAGUCAAAACAUUUAUAGAAAAAAAGUUAUUGGUUAUUAGUAAUUUUAAGAGGAAAAGUAGCAUAAAGUUGUAAUUAAAAACAUCAUAAUAUUAUGAGAAUUUUGGGAAAAUUAGGUUACGCAAAAAGUUAUAAUUUAAUGGGAAUAAAGUCUUAACAUUACACAAAAAAUUACAAAAAACAUUUACAAAUCUUGGCAAAAUGUUUGGGGAAAAAAUUAUAAUUUUAUGGGAACAAAGACAUAAUAUAAAUCAUAAUAUAAUAAUUUAAGUCAUAAUAUAUAAACAAAAUUACAAAAAAUAUUUACAAAUCUUGGCAAAAUGUUUGGGGGAAAAAGUUAUAAUUUUAUGGGAAUAAAGUCAUAAUAUAAAUCAUAAUAUAAUAAUUUAAGUCAUAAUAUAUUAAAAAAUUACAAAACAUCUUUACAAAUCUUGGGAAAAUAUUUGGGAAAAAGUUAUAAUUUUAUGGGAAUAAAGUCAUACUAUAAAUCGUAAUAUGAUGAUAUAAGUCAUAAUAUAUAAAAAAAAAUACUAAAAUUAUUUACAAAAAAAAAAACCUCCAACAAAAAUUGUGAAAAAGAGCAAUUAAAAAUAAAAGCUUUUCUUUUCCAACGGAUUCUGGGCUUCCCUGCUUCGUUCGGCAGCUGCUGACUCGGCACUUCCGACCUCAGAAGAUAAAUGGAGAUCAGCAGAUGGGAUUUCUUUUUACCUGAAAUCCUGGCAGCGGUGGGACCACACAGCAGAGCCCCAAGACCGUGGUGGCGUGCGGCAAACUUUGCAACUUUUAAAGAGACAGCAGGGCCAGUUUGUGUCAUGAUGGCCGCCGCCCUGAUACGACAGAAAUCAAACUUUUAGGGCUCAGUGUGAAAAAGGUCCCGGCUUGUCACGUGGCGCUGCUACCUCUCUUGGCUGAGGCCCAGCAGGCUGCGUCCGUCCACGCUGAGCAGCUGAUCCCCCGCCGUCAGCUGACCGCUCUGUACCCAAGAUGGAAGAUUUGAGGGGCGGCCGACCUCGGGACGUGAGGCGUGUCCGAUCACAACUCACCAUGGCCGCCGGUCCUCCCUCGACUACGGAUUUAAUGUAAAUCCCAAGGUGGUCCUGGCCCGCCCCCUGAGGCAGAAAUAGAGUACAUUUAGAAAUAUUUUUUCAAAUAUUCAAAUUCUGCUACUAAAUUGACAUUAUUAUUCCUCAUGAUUGAGUCUUGUGAAAUUGUGACUUUUUAUCCUGGUAGAAUGUGACUUAUUUCUUGAAAUAUUUGGAUUUUAUUCCUGUAAAGUUAUAGCUCUUUUUUCUAUUUUUUUAUUUAUUUUUAAUUUGUUAAAAAAAUUUUUUUUAUAAUAUUAUGACCUUUUUCCCAUAACAUAACUGUUGUUGCCGUUGGCUUUUGGUUCUGUCGUUAGAUUUUACUGCUAUGUGUGCCACAAACUGCACAUGGCCCAGACUUUGGACACCCUCCCUGGUCUCGGGCCUAACCGGCGAAUCCGAACAACCAGCUUCCGAUGAGUCGACUAAGACAAUAAUGGCUAGUUCCAUCCCGGUUUACCUUGGCUGCCACGAUGCUGACCCCCAUGCUGCAGUUUAGGGGCUUCCUCAGGGUGACCGUUAGACCCUCCGGCUCUUGCUGGCUUUCCUUUUCAGGACAAAAUGUUCAGUCUUGGCAGGACUGCUCGUUGAUUGGCUCUUAAUGGUUUACCGUGUCUGGAAGUCCAGCGGAUGUCGUGGUGUCCGUAAAGAAGAUAGUCCAGUCACCUUGCGGGUUGUGCUGAGAGGUGAAGCAGCACAGACCUACAAAAGGAAGAAGGAGAACCUCACUUUCUUUUGUGAUAUUCAAUUCCCAGUCCCUUACCUCGGUGGCAAAUGGGUUCCAGAAAUUCCCGAAAGCCGGGAGGGGUUCCUCUCACGUUGGAGCAGGAGUAUCCUCCCUCCGGCAGCAGGAAGGGCAGGCGGAGAUGAAGGCUCUCCUCUAGCUCGAUGUCUCGUCCUUCUCGCUCAAUCUCUCGGUCCGCAGACGCCUUGGCGGCCAUCACCACGGCAUCGAUCAAAUCCUGCGGCAAGACGGUGACAAUGAUAAUGGUAAUGCUAAUGCUAAUGCUAAUUUUUGGUUUUCAAGUGUCCAGUGAGGGCCACAUGGGCCGGGGUGGCGUGUUUGCUGGAGCCUAUCCCAGCAGUAUCCCAGGUACACGCCGGAUGGGCGGGGCCAUUUGUGCUGUUUUCCAAUAAAAGGAAUACUGUGGGGGUGACGGAAUCAAACCUUACAGCGGGGAUGGCGGGCUCAUCGGUGGCGUAGAAGUACCCUGCUAGCAAGGCUUUCAUCUGCAGUGAGUUCAGCUUGAAGCACGUGUUGUGGAUCGCUGCGGCGUCUUGCGUCGUGUACUUCUUCAUGGUCAGUAGCGUGGUUGCCUGGACGAAAAGAAGGUUUUCAAGAUGCGGCGCCGCCCCUGUUGGGACAACAACCCACCUGGAUAAUGUGGCCCAAGUGGCAGUCGGCAGCCAUCUCCAGGCCCUGCCUCUCCGCCCAGGCUUCGAUGCCCGUCAGCCUCUGGCGGAGGGCCGCCCCCCAGUAGUGUGAGCACACGCCAGGGGCGGCUACAUCGGCGUCGGGGUUCAUGAGGCGGUUGAAGAGCCAAGAGCUGAUGAAGUGGAAGAGCUGGGAGAAGAGCUGAAUGGCGAGGGCGGGGUUGACCCGGUAGCGGCGUAGCAGCGACAUGGUGCUCAGCAAGGUGUUCAAGACCAUCUCUGUCGGGAGCGGCACGGAACGCAAACAUCAGGAAGUUCUUCUGGACGUGAGCUAUGGAUUGCAUCACCUAUCCCGGCAGGCAGAAGACCGUGUUGCUCAGGAUCCAUGAAGAACCUUGGCAGGUGCUUCUCAAGCUCACUUUGGAGACACCCAAUCAGCUGGCUAAGGGGCAAGGGGGGCGGGAUAAGGCUCGCAAAGACGACACCCAAAUGGAAAAAUUCAGGCAUGGGUGCACCAACCUGUAAGCCUGGUGCACCAGGUGGGACAGGUCCAGCUGACUUUGCUGCGUGAGCCCGCUGAGGUCGGCGUCAUUUCUGAAGAAGUUCAGCAGCUCAGACGUGUUGGCCAACCAGAAGGCGAGAGCGCCGGCGAUGCCUCGCUGCCUCUGAAAGAUCUUUCCAAUGUCACAUGACUGGACGCAGCGGUGUGACGCUCAUCGUUCACUUGCCUGGAUAAUCUUGCCGGUCAUGGCAGCCAUUUUGUCGGCGAUGGAGGUCACAUUGUGCGAUGAGGAAGCGGGGCCUUGCAGUGCGGAGCGACCCGCGGCGUACAGGGCGUACGCCGGCGAGAGCUUGAAGUGAACGGUGGAGAUGUUGGCGUAGUUGAUGACCGCGGACAGGAAGGCUUCCUCCACUGAUCGUGUGAGGACAAGAGGACCACGAUUGGGGUUAGCACGUGAAAAGAUGCCAGAGUACUUAUUUGGGCACCCCUGUCUUCCAGUGGGAGCUAAAAGGUACUCCAGUUGGGUUUUCCUUCUGGGUUUUGGUCUUGUUAAAAGGCCGGUGCCGGAGGACCGCGGGGUCGGCGGGGGUUGAUACGGUGAAAGCUGAUCAGAUCAAUAAGAAGGUGCAAGGCCGUUAAGACAUUAAAAAACCAGUAAGAGAAUCUUCAAAAAGGCACCCCUGUCUUCCAGUAUGAGCUAAAUAGGUUUGAGAGUUCUUCUUUGGGCACCCUUGUCUUCCAGUAUGAGCUAAAUAGGUUUGAGAGUUCUUCUUUGGGCACCCUUGUCUUCCAGUAUGAGCUGAAAUGGUGCUGGCGUUGUACUUUGGGCACUCCUGUCUUAAAGUAUGAGAUCAAACGGUGCUAGAGUUGUACUUUGGGCACCCCUGUCUUCCGGUAUGAGCUAAAAAGUGUUACAGUUGUACUUUGGGCACCCCUGUGUUCCAGUAUGAGCUAGCUAGCGUUCUACUCACGGUGGUCAGUGAUCAUAAUUCCAAGUGGUAAUCCCAGCUGGUUGACGAAGGCUGGCUCAGGACAUUCUGUGUUCUUUCUGGCAGCUGUACGAUAGAUACUUUAUUCAUCUCUGAUCGUGAAUCAUCGAGGUGAAGAUGUCCGCAUGAGGAGUGUAUGACUUACGAGCAUCUCCCUUCCAUUUAUUUACUGCAGAUUCUUCUGGUCCUUCUGGUCCACCGUUUGCUGGGUUUCCAUUGGACCUUGAUGUUGAUUAUAAUAACGAGGACAGUAAACCAUCUCCCUUGAACCAAAUAGAACUCCAAUGUUUUACCCGUCCUCCGCAGGCCCGUCAGGCACUUUCUUUUUCUGCUUCUCUUUUCUUGACAGAGUCCUCUUGAAGGUCUGGAUCAUGCCCCCCUUCUCUUUAUUAUGGUUGCUCUCCUGUUGAGCAGCAAAAAUAGAAAUGUACACAUACAUUACUAUCGAUACUAUUCAUACCUCUGAGCCUCAUACCUUGCUCUGCUUGAGCACGAAACGUCCUUCUCUGUUGUCAGAGUUCCAGUUCAGCUGAACCUCCAAAGGUCUUUCAUCCAGGCCCAGUUUACGUUCUUGUGAUGCACAGGAAGAAGUCACCAACAACAAAACUCCGAGGUCCCACAGUCAACUCUCCAACAGCUCCAAUUUUAACCAAAAUGUACGCUGGCCCAAUCAGUUUUCCCCGUAAGACAGCAUACAAAUACAAUAAGACAAAAAUGUUGUGUGCACCAUUGUAUGCUAACAAGAGAAUGUGCUCAAACCGAGGCAGAAUUUCCUAUGUUAACCGAAAAACAUGCUAACCGGAGCGUAUGCUAAUAUUAAUGGCACCAUUGUAUGCUAACAAGAGAAUGUGCUCAAACCGAGGCAGAAUUUCCUAUGUUAACCGAAAAACAUGCUAACCGGAGCGUAUGCUAAUAUUAAUGGCACCAUUGUAUGCUAACAAGAAAAACCGGGGCAGAGAAAAAACUACCAAUGGAGGUACUUUGGCGCCUUUGUCCCGACAGUCAAUGCUGACCCAGGCGUUUGAUCAUUAGCGUGAGCGGUGUCACUCGCUACAUUGCGUAUCAUAUGGCAUACAUUUUACACGUGGCAUUACUAGCUAGCGGUUCAAAUGGGAACGGGGGCGCCUCACCUGUAUCGGCGUGUAUCUCGUAGAGACAGUAGCCGUCACUCAGCAUUUUCAGAUCAGGCCGGAACUUCUCCCAGAGAGCUUGGACUACCUCACGGGUGGAGGCGUUGCUGCAAAAACGAAGGCACUUGGUGGCCACGUUCCCUCCGGAGGGAUCUUCAAGGUAGAAGCGCAUCACUCCGUGAAACACCAGGUUCUAACAAACACACAAAACCGUGCUCAGUGUGCUUAAAUAUGCAAGAUUUUACACCUGGGGGGUCCAAAGCUUUUUACCAGCGAGGGCCGCAUAGUGAAAAAUGAAAUAGGCCAA
This is a messenger RNA of Doryrhamphus excisus (bluestripe pipefish), 11979 nucleotides long. RefSeq names its product dual specificity phosphatase 23b (gene dusp23b). Gene Ontology annotation, biological process: protein dephosphorylation. The record is from RefSeq and is a predicted model, not a curated record. NCBI's taxonomy places the organism in Eukaryota, Metazoa, Chordata, Actinopteri, Syngnathiformes, Syngnathidae.